AUGGCUGCCAGAACCCUGCGCAUAGGUCUCAUUCCCGGCGAUGGGAUUGGAAAAGAGGUCAUCCCGGCUGGACGACGAAUCCUCGAGGCCUUGCCAGCAUCCCUCAAGCUAAAAUUCGAAUUCGUCGAUCUCAAAGCUGGCUUCGAGACAUUCGAGCAGACCGGAGCAGCUCUGCCAGACAAGACCGUCGAGAUCCUCAAGAACGAAUGCGAUGGCGCUCUGUUUGGUGCUGUCAGCUCCCCCUCCAAGGCUGUCAAAGGCUAUUCAUCUCCGAUUGUCGCCCUGCGCAAACGCCUUGAUCUCUAUGCCAAUGUUCGACCUGUCAAGAGUGUCAUGACGGCAAAGAAUCCGAUUGAUAUGGUAAUUGUGCGGGAGAAUACAGAGGAUCUGUAUGUCAAGGAGGAGAGGACGUAUGAGGCAGCGGAUGGCAGCAAGAUCGCCGAGGCUAUCAAGCGGAUAUCUGAGAAGGCCUCGUUCAGGAUUGCUACAAUGGCUGGAGAGAUUGCUCUGCGAAGACAAAAGAUUAGGGAGAGUGGAGCUCCGAGCAUACACAAGUCGCCAAUGGUUACGAUCACUCACAAGUCGAAUGUUUUGAGCCAAACGGAUGGCCUCUUUCGAGCAACUGCACGCGAGGCUCUCGCGGCUUCGAAGUUCUCAAGUGUAGGCGUGGAGGAACAAAUCGUGGAUUCUAUGGUUUACAAGCUGUUUCGCCAACCAGAAACGUAUGAUGUGAUCGUUGCGCCGAAUUUGUAUGGAGAUAUUUUGUCAGACGGAGCGGCAGCUUUGGUUGGAUCUUUGGGUUUGGUGCCAAGUGCUAAUGUUGGAGAGGGAUUUGCAAUUGGCGAGCCAUGCCACGGAAGUGCUCCAGACAUCAUGGGAAAGAACAUUGCCAACCCGAUUGCCACGUUGAGAAGCGUUGCGUUGAUGCUGGAGUUCUUGAACGAGGAGACGGCCGCGGCGAAGAUUUAUGCUGCGGUUGACGGAAAUUUGGAGGCAGGCAAACUUCUGAGUCCUGACUUGGGAGGAACUGCUACCACAACCGAGGUGGUUGAAGAUAUCCUGAGACGUUUAUAG
Messenger RNA from Hyaloscypha bicolor E, 1074 nucleotides. Its product is annotated as Isocitrate/isopropylmalate dehydrogenase. Bases 1 to 1074 code for a protein of 357 amino acids. Gene Ontology annotation, cellular component: mitochondrion. The record is from RefSeq and is a predicted model, not a curated record. Gene Ontology annotation, molecular function: magnesium ion binding; NAD binding; isocitrate dehydrogenase (NAD+) activity. Gene Ontology annotation, biological process: isocitrate metabolic process; tricarboxylic acid cycle. The transcript has 2 exons. Lineage: Eukaryota; Fungi; Ascomycota; Leotiomycetes; Helotiales; Hyaloscyphaceae.